Diaporthe amygdali is the source of this 531-nucleotide messenger RNA. RefSeq lists its product as uncharacterized. Bases 1 to 531 code for a protein of 176 amino acids. The record is from RefSeq and is a predicted model, not a curated record. The transcript is spliced from 3 exons. Lineage: Eukaryota; Fungi; Ascomycota; Sordariomycetes; Diaporthales; Diaporthaceae.
AUGUCGGAAAGAUCAAUCAUUUUCACGGGAGCCCCGUACCAUAUCCUGGCAUAUGGGUCUCUGUUCGGGACAACCGUCUGGACCAUCAUUCAAUUCAAGACACUCCCCAUUCUUCAGUUCUCAGAUCUUCAAACGAGGACUUUUCCAUGGUACUUCGGCUUGCAGACCACAUUACCAGUCGUCCUUGCGGUGACCUUACCUGGGAGACCAUUUGGGCCCGCUGGCGGCGUGCAGGGACUAUUUGAUCCAGCCAACAGAUGGGGAACCCUUCUUCCCCUUGCCACCGUCUUCAUCACUGGGCUCGCCAAUUGGGUUGUACUCUUGCCAGCAUCAAAGGCUUGCAUAGUGGAGAGAAGAAAGCAGGAAGAGAAGGAUGGCAAGAGAAGCUGGGACCCAAAGCCGCAUAGCCAGGAGAUGACUGCCUUGAACAAGAAGUUCGGCACGCUUCACGGUAUCUCCUCAUUGCUUAAUGUGGUUAACUUCGCGGCCUCGGUGGUGUACGGUUUCACCCUGGCCGGGAGGAUUCACUGA